This is a messenger RNA of Leguminivora glycinivorella, 2516 nucleotides long. Its product is annotated as zinc finger protein OZF-like. The record is from RefSeq and is a predicted model, not a curated record. NCBI's taxonomy places the organism in Eukaryota, Metazoa, Arthropoda, Insecta, Lepidoptera, Tortricidae. The transcript is spliced from 3 exons. Bases 196 to 1857 code for a protein of 553 amino acids.
GUUGCUUUUUUUUGAGUUUUUUUUGGAGUGGUAUUCAAUUAAUACAAUUAUUUAAUUGGUAAUGAUAAUAUUGUAGCCAUUCGAAAUGUGCUAGUCGUGUGUUCGAAGAUAAAAGGCUUUUAUUAAAAGCAUACACAGAGGGCUUGUAUCAGUUUCCACAGUUGUCAAAACGUGCCGUUCGAGGCAGCACAAACUAUGGACAUAGAGCUAGUAUGUGUCAAGAAGGAACCCGAGGUGUCUGUGGAGUUGGAGCUUGUAGACAAUGUGACCAACCCUUUAGAGGAUGAUGAGACGCAGCCUAUAGCUGUGUGUGUGAAGACAGAGAAACAAGUGUGUACGGAAGAGUCAUGUGAGGUGCAGCCCGGACUUGUGUGUGUUAAAACAGAGCCCAAAGAGGUGUGUCUCGAAAUGGAGCUUAAGGAGUGUGUGAAAACAGAGCUUGGAGAAGCUGCGGAGAAAUUGGGAACUGCGUCUCCACAGACCGGACUGUAUACCGAUCAUGAGAUCAAGAACGAGCUUGUGCUGGGCCCUGAGGAGUGGCACCGCCCUCAAGUGCUUCCAUUACCAGCGGAUGCAGACGCCCGUGCGAGGGAACAGCUCACGAUGGCUUGUACCGUGGUGCUCGAGCGCCUCCCCGGCGCGACUGUUCACAGCGGAGAGAAACUAUACCCCUGCAAACACUGUGGAAAACAUUUCAUGAACAACUCUUUCUUAAGUAUUCACAUAAAAUAUAUUCACUUCUGGCCUGGAUCUAAGAAAUAUACAUGUGGUUUCUGUAAUUCUACUUUUGAAACUCAAUUGCUUGUAACAGAGCAUGAAAAAAGUGAACAUGGUGUAACAAAUUUCAUGUGUGCUGAUUGUGAAUAUUCAACAAGUUCGAAAAAAAGUUUGCGGAUCCAUGUGAACAGUCAUUGUGGGGAGAAUCUAUUUCGUGGUAGGUGUAAAAGUAAAAUACAUCUCAAACGUACUAGAAAAAAGCCUCUUAAGUGUACGAAGUGUGGUUUUAAAUGUAGGCAUGAAUCAAAUCUGCGACGUCACCGGAAAACGCACAACAAAAGGCAAAAAGAGCCGUACGUAUGUGGCCAUUGUGAUUACAAAUUUAUUCGAAAAUCGAAUCUUAAAAAACACAUGAUGAUACACAUUGGCGCGAAACCAUACCAAUGUAGCGACUGCGACUACAGGUGCUAUCAGAAAGCAGACUUGCGAGUACACUACAGGACUCACACAGGAGAAAAGCCUUUCCAGUAUAACCACUGUGAUUAUAAAUCUAAUUCAAGAUCGUGCUUAAAAAGACACCUGAUGAUACACACUGGAGAGACGCCAUAUCAAUGUAACGAAUGCGACUACAGGGGCAGACAGAAAAUAAACUUGAUAAUGCACCAGAGAAAACACAACGUGGAGACUUUCCUUCAGUGUAGCCACUGCGAUUUUAAAUGCAGUCAACAAUCAGAGCUGCGACAACACUUAAUUGUACACACAGGGACGAAGCCCUAUCAAUGUAGCUACUGUGAACACAGGUCUAAACGGAAAAGAGAGUUGUUAGAACACCAGAGGAUACACACAGGGGACAAACCAUUUCAGUGUAGCUACUGCGAAUAUAAAUGUAGUUGGAGAUCAAGCUUGAGCAGACACUUGUUAACGCAUACUGGGGCGAAGCCAUUUGAAUGUAGCAUCUGCCACUACAGGACCUCUCAGAAAGGACACUUGCUGGUACACGUGAGGACACACACAGGAGAAAAACCAUUUCAGUGUAACCACUGCGAUUGUAGAUUCCGUGAUACAUCCAACCUGCGCCGUCAUCAAAAGUUGCAUACUGAGACAAAGUCUAACGUAGUGGCGAGUACAAGUGUGGCCUAAAAGUUUCCCUUCAUCAUCAUCAUAUCAGCCCUUUAUCUCCCACUGCUGAGCAUAGGCAUAUCUUCUAGUACGCCACUUCUCCCGGUCCUGGGCUAAUCUCAUCCAGUUGUCCUGAUCCAUUUCCUUCCCUUGCGCAUUGGGUUUUACAAGAAGCAGGUUAGGGUGCUCAAAGGUCAACAACGCAUAAGUGGCUCCCCUGAUGUUGCUUAUGUCCAUGGACGGGGAUGACUGCUUCCCAUCCGGCGGCUCGUCUGCUCGUUUGCUGCCUAUUUCAUAAAAAGAGCUCUGAUUCACUUUUUGAUUUAAGUUGUUGAGUUUAUAAGGUUUAGCAUUUAAAAUCAGCGCCAAAUACUUAGUGAGGGAGCGCAAAAGGGUUUAUUUUGAAGUAACUCUAGCUCCUCAGAUGGUGUAGUUUCGGUACAACUAAUUAUUGUUACCUAUGAUGUGAGUUAAAUAAUAAUAUUUUAGGAGUAAAAUGUAUCUCAAGUAUUUUUCCUCAGUCAACCCCUUGACCACGUGUUGAAAAUAUACCAAUGUAAUUGCACCUCCAUGUUGAGUCUAUUAUUUGUGUUUAUGACAUGUGGUUUAAAAACUAACUUCUGGGGUUCGAUAUUCAAAUAUAUGUGUUAUUCGCGUAAAUGCAAUGGUGGUUUGUUGAU